Molecule: messenger RNA, 2566 nt
Organism: Sinocyclocheilus rhinocerous
Lineage: Eukaryota; Metazoa; Chordata; Actinopteri; Cypriniformes; Cyprinidae
Product: zinc finger MYM-type protein 1-like
Exons: 2
Coding region: 1076-2554 (492 amino acids)
Molecular function (GO): protein dimerization activity
Source: RefSeq, a predicted model, not a curated record
UAUCUUUGCUUAACACUAAACAUAUUAUAUUUAAUUAAACAUACGUGAAUAUGGGCAUAAUGUAGCUAAUCAUGUUUUUGGCGGCCACUGAAGCACUGUGAUUUAAUACAAAACUGAAUGAAUGUACUACGGACUUAAAGACAUGUAUAAUUUUUUAUAUAUAAUUUUAUAAUUGUUAUAAUUUUGAAAAUCCCAGUCAUAACAUAGAAUUGGGAUGUUGUUUAAAAGUGCUGUAAUUGUCAUUCAGCCUUCAAUGAUGGACAAAUGACAAUAUAUUGCUUAUGUUUGCAAAUGUAAACAUUUAGAUCCUGGGUUGAACUUGUCAAUUUUGUCCCAGAAUCAUACAGAUGUGCCUACUGACAAAGAACAAGAACAGGGAGCAGAAAAUGUAGAGAGGCAGGCAGCUGAUAGCUUGGGAGAGGCAGGGCAAAACUUGACUGUGGAGAUCACAGAGCCGCAGCAAUCAAUCCAGCCAACUCCUUCAAUAGAGUCAGGAAAGCAGGCACCUGAAAAAUACCCAACAACUGAACCAUUUCAGCCUGAUUCUAAACGCAUUGAAGUUCAGAAGUUGACAAACAAAACUCUUAGAUUUCAGGACAGCUGGUUCAAAAGCUUCCCAUGGCUGCACUACUGCUCUGAACUUAAAGGAGUACUGUGUUUUUAUUGCAUUAAUGCCUUCUCCAAACAGACGUCCGCAUUGGCCAAAAAUGCAGAGCAAGCAUUCAUUGCUCAAGGCUUCCGUAACUGGAAACAUGGUCCACAAGCCUUUGAGAAGCAUACGAACAGCAAAGCACACAACAUUGCAGUGAACACAUUCAUACACUCAGAAAGGUCGAUAAAAGUGCAACUGUCCAACAUUUCAAAAACAGCACAAGAGGAGGCAAGUUUAAAUUUGUUAAAGGUAGUGAUUGCUAUUAAAUACCUGACCCAACAAGGCUUGCCUCUGAGGGGACACAACCAAGAGGAAGGACAUUUCCACCAGCUUCUCCUCUUCAUGACAGAGAGUGUUCCUUGUCUGGCAAGCUGGCUCAAACGAAAUCACUGCUACACAAGCCCUGUGAUUCAAAAUUAAAUAAUGAAUUUAUUGAGCAACAGCAUAAUUCGCAAAAUUGCACAGGAAAUUGCUGCUUUACCAGUCGUGCAAUAUUCAAUAAUAAUGGAUGGGACGCAGGACAUCAGUGGUGUUGAGAAAGUGUCUAUCUGCAUACAUUAUGUUAACACAGACCUGGAACCAAGAGAGGAGUUUGUUGGCCUUUAUGAAGCUUCUUCCACAACUGGUGAGCAAAUAGGCAAGAUUGCUUCUGAUGUCCUCCUCCGUCUAAACCUUCCCUUUUCCAGUCUGCGUGGUCAAACCUACGAUGGAGCAGCCAACAUGUCUGGGCAACCGCUUGCUACCUUUGUUCAUUGUGGCCCCCACUGUGUGAACUUGGUCACACAAGCAGCCUGUUCAGCCGCACCAAUAAUUCGGGAUUCUCUGCAAUGGAUCCAUGAGCUGGGCUGUUUAUUUGGCCAGUCAGGCAAAUUUAAAACAAUUUUUAAGUCUGUGGCAAAAUCUACAUCUGGCUGCUAUACAACACUGAAACCCUUGUGUCCAACUAGAUGGACAGUGCGUACACCAGCCAUCAAUUCUGUCCUCACCCAAUAUGAAGCUGUCUUGACAGCACUGGAGAAAAUGGCAUCAUCCAGCACACAUGACACUGCCUCCAAAGCCAAUGGCCUUCGUGAGCGUUUCCAGAAAGGAAACACUGUCCUUGGACUGCUGUUGACACAGGACAUCAUGAUAGGCCUUGAAGGCCUGAACACCUCACUGCAAGGGAGAGGAGCAACAGUCGGAGGCAUGCUAAGUGCAGUUGAGUGUGUCAAAAAUGGCUUUCAGAACAAAAGAUCAGAUGUAAGUUUCAGAGAGCUCUACAUACAGGCAUCUGAGGUGGUAACAUCACUGGACCUUGAGGCAAUAACAGUACCACAUUUAAGAAGGCCUUCUACAAGACAUGCUGGCCCAGCUCAGCCCUACAUUCCGACUACAGCUGAGGAGUACUAUCGUGUGCAGUUCUUCCUAGUUCUUGAUACAGUGAUGACACAGCUGACACAUCGAUUUGAACAGGAGGGUCUGCGCAACAUUGUCAUGCUUGAAAAUGUCCUAAUCUCUGGACAAGUCAACGACAUUGUUGAACUGUACCCAGAGCUGGAAUCCCAGUCCCUAAAGGUGCAGAUGGCCAUGUUUCGUGCAAAUUAUAAAUACCAAAGUUGUACAGAAGUGGUCAAUAUUUUGAAGAACAUGGUACCUGAGGUCCGUGGACUCUUCAAGCAAGUGGAGACUCUGGUCCGCUUACUUCUUGUGGUUCCUGCAUCAUCAGCUGAGGCAGCGAGAAGCUUCAGCGCUCUCCGGCGCCUGAAGACAUGGCUUCGCUCCACAAUGUCCCAGAACCGUCUUAACAGCGUUGUUGUCUGUCAUGUUCACAAAGACAGAACAAAUAAAUUAGACACCAAAGAAAUAAGCCAGGAAUUCAUUAAGGUCUCAGAGAGGCGUGCUCAGGUUUUUGGUUCAUUUUAGUGGACAAAGCUA